UGCUUCCCUAUCCUCCCUCUCCCCCACCCCCCUCUCCCCUAAGGGAGCACUUCAUAUCGUCUUUCUUGUGCUUGAAGAUGGGGACAAUACUGCUCCUCCACUGCAUCAAAAGCUUCCUCUCAGCUCUAGUUUUCAGGAGUUGGGCCUGCUACCGAAUCACGGCUCCUCGAGAGUUUUAGAAACUCUAUUUUUAUUUCAGGAGUGUGUAUACUGCGGGAUAUCCUUCUUCGAUAAGGCAAUGCACUUUUUGCAUAGAAGACUGCACGCAGAAAACAGUUCCUGGAUAUGCAAUUUCUGCGGAACGCACUGUGAAGAGAAAUAUAUGUUCAACGCUCAUGUAUUCUUUGCAAAUCACUCAGCUUAUCGAGCCUCUCCCGUGCAACAGCGCUGGUACUACUUCUGA
Molecule: messenger RNA, 403 nt
Organism: Haemonchus placei
Lineage: Eukaryota; Metazoa; Nematoda; Chromadorea; Rhabditida; Trichostrongylidae
Source: the annotation of a GenBank genome assembly